AGAUAAGAACGCUGGCCUGGCCGUGCUGGAACAGGUGGAGGACUGUUUGUCUAACCUUGUUAUAAAUGACACUGAUUAGCUUGUACCCGGGCAAUUCGAGCCCUGCGUGCUGGAAAUAUAGACCUUCCUCUCGCAUCUUCCUCUUCUUCCUUCGCUGACUGUGUCUGUUGCUUCUGGGUGUUACAAUUGGUGUCGGAGGUGUCCAAAACUCAAUCUCGAAAUGAAAUCAGAUUCUUCCGAUCCUCCUGCAAUCUUCUCCACCCCACAAGUCACCCACAAUCCCCAGCCACAGAACACAUCUUCCCGGUUCGAGGAUUACCAACGUUGGACCUGAACAGCGAUUACGAAAUGUGGAAGAUUCGCGUGGAGCCUCUCUUAUCCGGUCUUACUCCACACGCUCAAUAUACUCAGAUCAUGCAAGCAAUGAGUGACACCGCACUACGUCGUGCUAUCGCUGGGGGCUUCUCCGCGUCCAAACCCAUCAGCUACAACUGGCGUGUCCUCGACGAAUGUUUCGCCAAAACCUCCAGCCCUUCGGUGUACAUGCACACUUUUCUCAGCCGCUGUCAAGAGCCCGGCGAAACAGCGUUCGAUUACCUGCAUCAACUCCGCGAGAUGGCAUCGCGCGCAUUUCCCAACCUUCCCAACCCGAACCAAGAUGAUGUUAUCUGUAGCCGUUUUGCCCAAGGUGUCUCAUCAUAUGAGCUGAAGUGCCAGCUUCUACGCCAGCCAGCAAAAUCAGUCUCAGAGGCCAUUGAGGUGGUAAAGCGAUUCGAGAGCGUCGAGCAUAUUCUCACUCCAGCUGCCAGUACGCCCUGCUAUGCUCUCGGGACCACCGAGCGAAGAACAACCGUCCCAGCAUCACGACAACGCCGGCCUAAUGCUCCAUCGUCAAGCCAACCUCCAAUUCCGUCCCAGCAGCAUGAUGACCCCAGUAAGUGCUAUUACUGUCGCCGGUUCGGGCGGCGAGCAUGGAAAUGUGGGCAUAACAAAAAACCGCAAGGUGAGCCAUGUUCUGAUGUGCCAUUAUUUGAUAAUUGCUCGAAAUCUCCCCUCCUCCUUGAAGGUAAACUCCAGGGCACUGACGUCACUUUUCUGGUGGACACCGGGGCAUCAUCCUCUGUUGUUCGCACGCAAUUGGUCCAGACACUUGGGGUCAAACCUCAACCUCUCCCCAAUCAGCUCCAGUUAAUUACCGCCAAUGGAGCCCCUAUAGAGGUAACAGACAUGGCCACACUUUCCGUGACGUUCCCAGGUUUUACUUGUGUCCAGUCAUUCGUCAUUUGUGAUGGCAUACGAUGGGACGCCAUACUGGGCGUGGACUUCUUAACUGAAAAAAACGCUGUCAUUGACCUAAGACGCUUUCAAAUUCGGCUGGGGACACAUAACCUCGCAUGUCGCCGACCAGUCAACCGCAACCAGAGUGCUAAUGUUUGUGCUUUACCUCAGAUGACAGUGGUGAACAUCCAUGAUAACCCCCACCUCAGUCUAAAAGACCGUACCGACACCCUGGCCCUGCUACAGGAGUACAGUUGUGUAUUUGACGAUGGGCAAGUGAUGGGGCGGACUAAUAUCGUACAGCACGAGAUUCAGACAGGUGAUAACUUGCCCAUUAGGACGCCACCGCGACGAGUGCCCAUUCAUUACCAACAGCAGUUGGAUACCAUGAUAACAGAUAUGUUACGAAAGAAGGUGAUUAAACCGUCUACGUCACCGUGGGCAUCUCCAAUCGUUCUUGUGAAAAAGAAAGAUGGUUCUCUCCGCCUCUGUGUCGACUAUCGCCGCUUAAAUGCAAUCACACAACGGGAUUCUUUUCCUUUGCCUCGCAUCGACGCUACCUUAGAUGCUUUAGGUGGGGCACAGUGGUUUUCCACACUAGAUCUCGCUUCCGGCUAUUGGCAAGUUGAAAUUCGCCCAGAAGACCGCCCCAAAACUGCGUUCGUUGUGCCUACGGGGCUGUACGAAUUCGAAACCAUGCCAUUUGGCCUGUCUAACGCCCCUGCUACGUUUCAACGGCUCAUGCAAACAGUACUUGCAGGGCUAGUCCCCAAAAAGUGCCUCAUCUACCUGGACGAUAUCAUCGUGUUCGGCCAGUCUCUCGAAGACCAUCAUGCCAACCUUCGCGCCGUAUUUCAACGCUUACGCGAGAGUAACCUUAAGCUGCAAGCCUCGAAAUGCAAAUUCCUGCAGAAAUCUGUUAAUUUCCUUGGACAUGAGAUUACUCCACAAGGAGUACAUACGGAUAGCAGCAAAACUCAAGCAGUUCUUAACUGGCCGACCCCUAAAUCGACCACUGACGUACGCAGUUUCAUGGGACUCGCCUCCUAUUACCGGCGUUUCGUCCAGAAUUUCGCCAGUAUAGCAGCCCCUCUCCAUCGCUUGACAGAAAAAGGACGGAAAUUUGUUUGGACAAAUGAGUGCCAGGUAGCCUUUGACACGCUUAAAAAACGUCUAACUUCUCCCCCUGUCCUAUCGUUUCCAGACACAUCGGCUGGUAGCGGGCCCUUCAUUCUGGAUACCGACGCCAGUGCACAUGCAAUAGGAGCCGUUCUCUCGCAAACAACCUCUGACGGACAAAUACGAGUGAUAGCAUAUGCUAGUCGGAUGCUAGACAAAAGAGAGACGCGGUAUUCGACGACGCGACGUGAGAUGCUAGCCCUCGUCUACUUCCUCUCCUACUUUCGUCAUUACUUAUUGGGGCGCAAAUUUCGAGUCCGGACUGACCACAAGGCGUUACAGUGGUUGCAAAAUUUUCGUGAUGCCGACGGCCAACUUGCCCGCUGGCAGGAACGGUUACAGGAGUUUGAUUUCAUUUGUGAAUACCGGCCUGGAAAACGACAUGGUAACGCCGACUCUCUCUCUCGCCUGCCCGAUUGCGAGAACACACUGAAUGUGUUACUCGGUGCUGCAGCUGACACCGACUGGGCCUCCCUGCAAGCGGCGGACACAACGAUACAGCCCAUUUAUUUACGUCAACAGCAUGGGAACGAUAAACCGACGUCCAAAGAACUACGGGAUUUACCAGCAGCCACGCGGUGCAUCUGCGAGAAGUGGGGUUUACUACGACUUAUAGAUAAUGUUCUUUACAUAGUGGAACCAAAUGCCAACCCCCGACUCCUCGUCCCAACUGUUAAAGUACCCGAGCUUAUUAGUCAGGUGCAUCAUCAACUGGGACACGCUGGCCAACAGAAAACUGAACACGCCAUCCGUCAACGCUUCUGGUGGCCACUUAUACACCAUGAUGUUAUGGAGUUUUGCCGCAAUUGCGCUAUAUGUGCGCAGAUCAAACAGCCUAAGCCAACUCCCCGAGCACCCCUAGUACCUAUGCUGACCGAAGCCCCUAAUCAUCGAGUUGGAGUCGACAUCAUUGGGCCAGUACCAACAUCGAGACGCGGGAAUCGUUAUAUACUUGUCAUGGUCGACUAUUUCACCAAGUGGUGCGAAGCAGUCCCCUUGCAGCAACAAGAUGCCCUGACGAUCGGGCGAGCUUUCAUCGACAACUGGGUGUCCCGUUUUGGUGCCCCUCUUUAUCUACACUCUGAUCAAGGCGCUGCUUUCGAGAGUCUUCUUAUCUCUCACAUCUGCAAUGCUUUCGGCAUUCGAAAGACCCAUACUACGCCUUAUCAUCCACAAGGGAAUGGACUGGUGGAACGCACCAACCGAACCAUCAAGCAUCUUCUUCGUGCCUUUUUGCACAACGCACCGGAGAACACCUGGGACGAUGUCCUGCCUCAAUGCUUGCUUGCAUACCGCUCCUCCGUGCAUUCGUCGACCGGAUUUUCCCCGGCUCUACUCUUGUUUGGGCAUGAACUUCGCCUUCCUGUUGAGAUCCGGACACCGUUGCUACCAUACGAGAAGAUCGACUGUAUUCCCUACGUCCGCAACCUUCGUCACCACCUCGACACAGCCUACAACCUAACACGUCGACAUCUGCAGUCUUCUUCGCAGCAUCAGAAAAGCAACUAUGAUCGGUUUGCCCACGGACCAACCUAUUCCCCGGGUGACUACGUCUGGCUUCAUCGGCCGUCAGUCCCUGCCGGUUCGUGCCCCAAGUUCUACGCCCCCUGGAAAGGUCCAUAUGAAAUCGUACAACACCGACCUCCAACUACAUAUGUCCUGCGGAACUUGCGACGCCCCCAGGAAAAUCUCAUCUCAGCACAUUACAACCAGCUGAAACCACACUGUCCACCAGCUGUCAAAGAACCGUCGACAUCUUCGCAACCGCCACCAGCUACGACCUACUUCGAGGUGCCCACUGAUGGAGGUAGUGCAUACCCUAUACCGCCGCCAGGCACUGAGGACAGUGCCUCCAGAGGGGAGGGAGCGAUGUAAUGAUAUAAAAACUAACAUGACAUCACUAAAUGAGUCUCCUGUUUCCUCUUUUUCAGAUAAGAACGCUGGCCUGGCCGUGCUGGAACAGGUGGAGGACUGUUUGUCUAACCUUGUUAUAAAUGACAAUGAUUAGCUUGUACCCGGGCAAUUCGAGCCCUGCGUGCUGGAAAUAUAGACCUUCCUCUCGCAUCUUCCUCUUCUUCCUUCGCUGACUGUGUCUGUUGCUUCUGGGUGUUACAAUUGGUGUCGGAGGUGUCCAAAACUCAAUCUCGAAAUGAAAUCAGAUUCUUCCGAUCCUCCUGCAAUCUUCUCCACCCCACAAGUCACCCACAAUCCCCAGCCACAGAACACAUCUUCCCGGUUCGAGGAUUACCAACGUUGGACCUGAACAGCGAUUACGAAAUGUGGAAGAUUCGCGUGGAGCCUCUCUUAUCCGGUCUUACUCCACACGCUCAAUAUACUCAGAUCAUGCAAGCAAUGAGUGACACCGCACUACGUCGUGCUAUCGCUGGGGGCUUCUCCGCGUCCAAACCCAUCAGCUACAACUGGCGUGUCCUCGACGAAUGUUUCGCCAAAACCUCCAGCCCUUCGGUGUACAUGCACACUUUUCUCAGCCGCUGUCAAGAGCCCGGCGAAACAGCGUUCGAUUACCUGCAUCAACUCCGCGAGAUGGCAUCGCGCGCAUUUCCCAGCCUUCCCAACCCAAACCAAGAUGAUGUUAUCUGUAGCCGUUUUGCCCAAGGUGUCUCAUCAUAUGAGCUGAAGUGCCAGCUUCUACGCCAGCCAGCAAAAUCAGUCUCAGAGGCCAUUGAGGUGGUAAAGCGAUUCGAGAGCGUCGAGCAUAUUCUCACUCCAGCUGCCAGUACGCCCUGCUAUGCUCUCGGGACCACCGAGCGAAGAACAACCGUCCCAGCAUCACGACAACGCCGGCCUAAUGCUCCAUCGUCAAGCCAACCUCCAAUUCCGUCCCAGCAGCAUGAUGACCCCAGUAAGUGCUAUUACUGUCGCCGGUUCGGGCGGC
Trichobilharzia regenti is the source of this 5353-nucleotide messenger RNA. NCBI's taxonomy places the organism in Eukaryota, Metazoa, Platyhelminthes, Trematoda, Strigeidida, Schistosomatidae. The record is from the annotation of a GenBank genome assembly.